AUGUUCGAAGAUACAGUCUCCAUUGUUCCCUCUUCAUUCUUGGCAGCCAUGAACAACUGGUUCACUCCCACUGUCUUCUUCGUUCUUCUCAAUGUUGUGAUUGCCACCAUAGCCUUGACCUCCACGCUAGCCAACCAAAAGAAACAGACCACCCAACAGACUCCCAAGGUCGCCGGAUCUCCCUCUGUUCUUCAGCGUCUCAGAUCCAUCAAUCUCUCUAGUUUCAGAUCUCAGGAACCCAUUUUUAAAUUUAACCCGGAUUCCGAUACCCUUUUCAAUCUUGAGCCCACCCACCACCCCCAAAUCCUUGAACCCCAAAUGCCUUACGCCUUUUACCAGCUCCCCCAAGAAAGCCCCAGCCUUGAAACCCAGACGACCCACUACAUUUUCCGGCAAGAAAAUGAGACACAUUACGUUUCCCAUCAAGAAACUGUUGAACGGAAUGAGACCCACGAUGUGAAAACUGAAGAAAUCGAAGCCCAUGAAGAGGAGGCAGAAGAAGAAGCGAAACCGGAGAGGUUGGAUGGAGACUACAAUGAGCCGCCGGAGACAAAAACGACGCCGUCUGCCGUCGAGAUUUCCGAGAGGCUGGCGGCGAAGAUGAGGAAGUCGGCGAGCAUGAAGUCGCAGCCUGAGAAGAAGGAGGACGUGGAGGCGCGGCGGCCGGCGACGAUGAAGGAGAGAGUGGCGGCGGAGGUGGACGAGGAAGUGGACGCAAAAGCCGACGAUUUCAUCAACAAGUUCCGGCAGCAGCUGAAGCUGCAGAGGGUGGAUUCCACACUUAGGUACAAGGAAGCGAUCCGCAAAGGGGCCGGAAGCUAA
Molecule: messenger RNA, 822 nt
Organism: Ipomoea nil (Japanese morning glory)
Lineage: Eukaryota; Viridiplantae; Streptophyta; Magnoliopsida; Solanales; Convolvulaceae
Exons: 1
Coding region: 1-822 (273 amino acids)
Source: RefSeq, a predicted model, not a curated record